Sinocyclocheilus grahami is the source of this 325-nucleotide messenger RNA. Its product is annotated as dehydrodolichyl diphosphate syntase complex subunit Dhdds-like. Lineage: Eukaryota; Metazoa; Chordata; Actinopteri; Cypriniformes; Cyprinidae. Gene Ontology annotation, molecular function: ditrans,polycis-polyprenyl diphosphate synthase [(2E,6E)-farnesyl diphosphate specific] activity. The record is from RefSeq and is a predicted model, not a curated record. Gene Ontology annotation, biological process: polyprenol biosynthetic process. The transcript is spliced from 3 exons. Gene Ontology annotation, cellular component: dehydrodolichyl diphosphate synthase complex; endoplasmic reticulum. The annotation marks the transcript as partial.
GUGCUUUCUGAAUGUGUGCUUUGCAUAUACCUCAAGAUAUGAAAUUGCAAAUGCAGUGAAGGAAAUGGCAUGGGGAGUAGAGCAGGGCCUGAUAAAAUCCAGUGAUGUGUCUGAGGUGCUCCUCAGUGAGUGUCUCUAUAGCAGUAAUUCUCCAAACCCUGAUCUGCUCAUCCGUACGUCUGGAGAAGUGCGUCUUAGUGAUUUCCUACUGUGGCAGACCUCAUAUUCCUGUCUAGUGUUCCAGUCGGUCCUGUGGCCGGAAUAUUCAUUCUGGAAUCUAUGUGAAGCUGUUUUACAGUACCAGCUGAGUUAUCCAUCUCUCCAG